AGUCUCUCCGGCCUCCUCGCUGUUCCUGGGAUACGCCACGCUCAGUCCGGCCUCGGGGCCUUUGCACUGGCUGUGUCCCCUGCCUGUGAUGUCGUUCUUCUCUGCCUGGUCAACUCCUACCUUUGUUCAAGUCUGGACCCUGUCAUCGGCUCCUCAGGAAGGCACUCCGGGACCCCCAGAUGGGGGCGGUUCCCUGUGACUCCUGGCACGGAGCCCAACCCCUUCCUUGUUCAAUGGUUCCUUGAGGAACCAUUCCCAUGUGAUUAUCGACCAUUUGGCAGGCGUUGUUCAAAGUCAAAGGCCCCACACUGAGUCCUGGCCCAGCGCCCUGCGCCUGUUCGUUGCUGGAGGGACAGACAGGGGGCGUGCGGCUGACCAUCCCGUGCCCGCAGGCUGAGGAUGCAGCGCUGGAAGGCGGCGGCCUUGGCCUCAGUGCUCUGCAGCUCCGUGCUGUCCAUCUGGAUGUGUCGAGAGGGCCUGCUUCUCAGCCACCGCCUCGGACCUGCACUGGUCCCGCUGCGCCGCCUGCCUCGAACCCUGGACACCCGGAUUGCCCGCCUGGCCCAGUACCGUGCACUGCUGCAGGGCGCCCCGGAUGCGGUGGAGCUGCGCGAGCUGACUCCCUGGGCUGGACGACCCCCAGGUCCGCGCCGUCGGGCGGGGCCCCGGCGGCGGCGCGCGCGUGCGCGGUCUGGGGCGCGGCCGUGCGGGCUGCGCGAGCUGGAGGUGCGCGUGAGCGAGCUGGGCCUGGGCUACGCAUCCGACGAGACGGUGCUGUUCCGCUACUGCGCAGGCGCUUGCGAGGCCGCCGCGCGCGUCUACGACCUCGGGCUGCGACGCCUGCGCCAGCGGCGGCGCCUGCGGCGGGAGCGGGUGCGCGCGCAGCCCUGCUGCCGCCCGACGGCCUACGAGGACGAGGUGUCCUUCCUGGACGCGCACAGCCGCUACCACACGGUGCACGAGCUGUCGGCGCGCGAGUGCGCCUGCGUGUGACCCUACCUCACUCGUCCGGAGCGGCGGCCAUUCUCCCCGCCCCGACGGCACCACCGGCCGGUCCCGCGACAGACUGCGCGUGCGUAGAGCACGCCGGCGCGGCCCCGGGACUCUCGCGAUAACUGUACUGAGAUAAAGUGUGGGAACU
This is a messenger RNA of Piliocolobus tephrosceles (Ugandan red Colobus), 1141 nucleotides long. RefSeq names its product neurturin (gene NRTN). Bases 400 to 993 code for a protein of 197 amino acids. The record is from RefSeq and is a predicted model, not a curated record. Lineage: Eukaryota; Metazoa; Chordata; Mammalia; Primates; Cercopithecidae. Gene Ontology annotation, molecular function: receptor tyrosine kinase binding; growth factor activity; glial cell-derived neurotrophic factor receptor binding. The transcript is spliced from 2 exons.